AUGGACAAUUCCAAUGGCGAUAACCAUGGUCGGGCAAAGAUCAAGCGGACUCACGCCCGACGAUCUUGCAACGUCUGCAAAAUUCGGAAAACACGAUGCGAACUUCCGGACCAAAUGAUACCCAGUUCGACGACCCCUCUCCCGCGUGACAAGGCAUGUCAUCGUUGCAAGACUCUAUCUCUUGUUUGCAUCGUCGAUGACAAGGGCAGACGGAGAGGAUUACCCCGGGACUCGGAUGGGCAUCUGAUCGCUCCGAAAGAUAGUUGGCAUGACGAUCAAGGUGCAUCGGAAGCGGAUCUGUCCUACUCUCAACCUGGACCGUCAAAGAAGAGAUCUUUGGGCAAGAAUGGACGAACAGAUUAUGACUCAAAAUACGAGGAUCAUACAUAUUCACCAAGCUCGCCGCCGCCACCGUUGUUGGGACCCGAUGGACCCGGCUAUCUCAAUCAACACGGUAUAGAUACUUUGGCCAGGGGACUCUCAAGACAUGAAAAGCCCGUGGACCUCUUGCAUGGGAUUGAUCCGUAUCCCAACAGGCCAUCAGGGUAUGAUUUAUUGGCCGAGUUCAACUUUACACCGCCCGCAGCUGAGGAGAUGAGUGCGGAAAAGUUACGAAAUACGAAACUCCAUGGGAGACCUUUGGAGCUUGUAGCUGCCAUGUUGGGCUCAGUCUACGGUCGCAAGGUCAAGAAGCUCGAUCUUGGACGAUUGGUGGACGAUCAUGUGAGGAUGAAGUUAGAGCCAGGAGUACUAUCUCUCAAGACGCAUCAUCCUUGGUUGCCCAGUUUAAGCGAUCUGCUGCGAGAAUACGAUCCCAAGACGUGUUCGGAACCUGCUUCUCUACUCCUUGCACUGGUCAUCUAUCUCGCUUCCACAUCCAUACCAUCUCAGACCCAGCAGCUUCGAUCAACUCUGAUACCGCUGGUGACCACACUCCGAAGCUCGGUUCUGCUCCACGUGCCCUUGAGUCUGGCCGCUGUCCAAGCUCUUCAGCUAUUGACAUUCCACGCUCCAUUCGGCACCCUGCCUUGGGAAAAGGUCAAUUACCACAGCUUAUCGGUUGGAAGAGGUCAAUUGGGUUCGGCUUUAUCCAUUCACUCUGCACUCGGCUCUAGAGCUUUCAACUUGCACUUCGACAUGGACCCGAUCUUGCUUUGGGACAACCCACAAUUCUGGCUCUGGAUGUGUUUGGUCGCGGAUCAAGGCCGACUCGUUCUUGAGGAUGAAACGACUGAGGUCAGGCUCCCAUCGCAGCUUUCCCAGGCCAAAGUCUUGGUCGAUCGCAUAAUGGUCCCCUCGACGUACGAUGUUUGGGGCAACGCAAGCAGCGAGACCGAUUCGGCGGAACUAGUAGGCAAACUGGGGGUAUGCAAUCGGAUCGUAAGGCUCGCUGCAGCUCUGGACACUAUCUGCAAGUUUCAUCAGUCUCUGCUGAGUCUCGCGGAUGACGGAUUUCACGAUCAUGUUGCGCAUGUCAUGCAGGAUCUGGACGAGUAUAAUAGUCAACUGAGGGGCAUCGAGCAAGAGCAUGACCACAUCACACGCCUUCUAGCAUCUACACCGACGUGCAGUCCCUUCUUGACAACUGCGGCGCAGAUUUACCGCCAAAUUGGGUGGAGAUUUGAAUCGUCGCGUGUCGUCAUGCACGCUACUCGAUCGCUCGUGUCUGGACUCUUUCUACCUGGAACUCCUCUAUCGGCAGAUGGAUUGCCUGACAAUCUCAACCGUGACGAACGCGUGGCGUAUGCUCAAGAGCAGAUGUUUAACAUCAACAACAUGAUCAAAGCUGCCAUGCACCCAACGUAUCCAGGCGUUCGACACAUGCGAGAAAUGUACUUGCGACGGGGCGAGUUUUGCGAGGGUCUUCUGGUGGCUUUCGCCGAUAUUGAGGGAUUACUUCUGUUUAAAAUGCCGACUCGACCGUCAGUUUUGGACAGUCCUUCAUUGGAUCAAGCCGAGCACGCCAUGCCGAUUCUGCCAGUUGUCGAGUUGUGCAGUCUCGCGGUAGAAGGGACCAAGAUCUUGAUGGAAAUGCGUGCAGGUCAAAUCUUGGUCAGCCGGAUAUACUCGAGACAACCGACAGCCUCGAUCUAUAGGCUUCCGACAUGGUUCUACCUCAUCAAACAGGUGUCAGAAGUCAUGAUCCGAGUGGCCAACAAAUUCAGCAUUGACGAACUCGACGUACCCACCAGCCGAGGUGCCGUGUCUGUCCACAGUGAUGCAACUGGCGAAGACGGCUCCGUGGGGCAAGAGAUGGUGGUCUUGGGAUGUGGCAAUCUUAUCGCGUCAAUGGUUCGAGUGACGGAAGAUUGGACGAGACAGAAUCGUGCUGAACUCGACCGCGUCAACUCCAACUCAGAAACGACGCAGACGAUGCAGACGACGCAAACGAAUGGUCCCGGUGCCAGUCGAUCCAGUAUCGAGUCCAGUACGACCUUUGUAGCGGUCGAAACGCCGAGGGCUCAGGUUGUUGCACCGCCGAUGGGCAACCAAGAUGCCAAAGGCAAUUCCUCCUCCGAUGUGGCACACUCGAUCGCCGCGAGCACGACAGAAAGUGGAUCAGGAUACGAACAAUCAGGACCCCAUUCGACGCCAGGUUUCAGCGUCCAACCUCUGCCUGAAGAUCCGGGAUCACACAUGAGCUUUAAUUAUCUUGGCACUCAUCGUUCUGAGUCUUAUCUCCCGCCUAUCCCUCCACCACCCGCGACCGCGAGUUAUGGUCAAGAAGACUAUCAUUCAACAGAUUACAUUGAUCCGAAUGUACCUCCCCAGUCGAGUACGAUCCCAGGAUACAACUACCAAGCGAUGCGAUAUACGGUCGCUGGAUUCCCAUAUCCUGCUCUUAAUCCCAGUGCGCCUCAUCAACAACAGCCACAGUUACAGCCUCUGUUACAGGAUCAAUCCGACUAUGCGCCAACGCCAUUGGACUUUUUGGUGGCUCAAAUGUUUAAUUACUCGUACUUGCCUGGACCGAGUGGGUUCGAGAAUGGUGGUGGGUCAUGA
Kockovaella imperatae is the source of this 3003-nucleotide messenger RNA. RefSeq lists its product as hypothetical. The transcript is spliced from 3 exons. NCBI's taxonomy places the organism in Eukaryota, Fungi, Basidiomycota, Tremellomycetes, Tremellales, Cuniculitremaceae. Gene Ontology annotation, molecular function: zinc ion binding; DNA-binding transcription factor activity, RNA polymerase II-specific. Gene Ontology annotation, biological process: regulation of DNA-templated transcription. Bases 1 to 3003 code for a protein of 1000 amino acids. The record is from RefSeq and is a predicted model, not a curated record.